Molecule: messenger RNA, 540 nt
Organism: Fusarium keratoplasticum
Lineage: Eukaryota; Fungi; Ascomycota; Sordariomycetes; Hypocreales; Nectriaceae
Product: CinA domain-containing protein
Exons: 1
Coding region: 1-540 (179 amino acids)
Source: RefSeq, a predicted model, not a curated record
AUGGCAGUCGAGCCCAAGUACGUCGAGCGAACCUCCGAGACCGUCCGCGAUGUCGCUGCGGACGUGAUCCGGCUCCUCAAGAAAGCCGGAGAGACAGUCGGUGUAGCUGAAUCGUUGACCGGCGGAGGAAUCAUGGCAACAAUCACCUCUGUGUCUGGAGCGAGCUCCGUUUUCCGAGGCGGUAUCGUCUCUUAUGCGACACCUCUCAAGCAGCAUCUCCUCAAGGUGGACGGAGGCCUCAUUGCCCAGCACGGCGUCAUUCACGAAGACGUGGCUCAGCAGAUGGCGGCUGGUGCGCGGACCGCAACCAGCACAGACACACCAACGACAUGGGGUAUCGGUACGACGGGUGUUGCGGGGCCGGAUUCACAGGACGGAAAGCCGGUGGGCAUGGUGUUUAUCGGUAUCGCCAGCCCCGAACAGGCCCGAGGACUAGGUCCGUUCCAUUUCCCAGGCGAUCGGGACCAGGUCCGACAGGCAACCAUUUUGGAGGCACUGGCUCAGCUGCGAAAGGAACUACUUGCGAGGGAGAGAAACUAA